AGUUCCAUUAAUGGAGCCAGGCAUGGAAGUACUAAGAAGUACCAAACAACUCUUGAAACUGCCCAUUUCCUAAGCCUGUACAGUGUACAACAGUAUCUCCCAAUAUCUGGGAAUUCAUACCAAGUAUAGUCCGUCAUCCCAGUCGUUUUACAUGGCUGUGGUUCCGAUAUGCUGCAAAAUGCCUUGUAAAGACCAAAGUGACAUGUUGAGUAGAUGGAAUAUGUCAAGAGAAGGGAAUGCACCAAGAAGAUUACUUUGUUAUGGAGGUUCUUUGCCACUCAGGAGCAUAACUGAAGUAACUGUCCAUCUAAGAUCCAUUUCAGACAAUGAUUCACAUAGAGAAACAUUUUCAACGGUUUGGUAUGCAUCAGAGUCCAGUAAUAGUGAGAAGCAGCUGAGAUCAUUGGACUCCUAUCUCGGAAAACUCCAAGGUGAUGCAAAUCUGUCACCUUCAGAUGCUUCAAACAGGACAGAGCAGCUGAGCUCAUUAGACACUUAUUUUGGAAAACUCCAAGAUGAUGCAAAUCUGUCUCCUUCAAAUACUUCAAACAAGACAAGGCAGUUGCAUGGUAGACAUGAUGAAUUCAGAUCAAAGAAGUGGUUGAAUUCUCUCAACACCUAUCUUGGCAAACUUAAUACAGCUACUUUUGUUGAGCAUACUGCCAAAGGCAAUCAAGUAGAAAAACAAGUCCCUGACAGUGAAAAUUCCAAAAGAGGUAAUGAGGAGGAAUGGAAGAUUUACAAGGAAGUAAGAAAUAGAGAUGGUGAAAGUUCCCAAGAUUUACAGCAGUUUGAUGAAACAUCCAAUCUGUACUUAAUAGGUACAUUGGUUUCUAUAAACAUUGCAGUUUUCCUGUUUGAGAUGGCAAGUCCGAUAAGGAACUCUGACUUAGAGCUCUUCUCUCUCCCAUUAUUAUAUGGAGCAAAAAUAAAUCAUUUGAUCUUGGUUGGAGAAUGGUGGAGGCUGGUGACACCAAUGUUUCUGCACUCAGGACUUCUUCACAUGGCUCUUGGUUGUUGGGGGCUCCUUACAUUUGGGCCUCCAGUUUGCAGAGGCUAUGGCUCGUUUACAUUUUUCUUGAUCUAUAUACUUGGUGGAAUUUCUGGCAACUUGAUGAGCUUCCUUCACACACCAGAGCUGACUGUUGGUGGGACAGGACCAGUGUUUGCCAUAAUAGGAGCUUGGCUGGUUUAUCAACUCCAAAACAAAGAUGUAACUGCAAAAGAUGUUCCAGAUAGUAUUUUCCAGAAGGGGAUGAUUAUUACUGCUCUUGGCUUCAUAUUAAGCAAUUUUGGUCCAAUUGAUGACUGGACACAUUUUGGAGCAGCUUUUACUGGUAUAGCAUAUGGGUUUUUAACAUGCCCAACGCUUCAGUUGGAUGAUGCAUCUUCGAGAAGUGGUCAAGAAGAAGGAAUCACACUUGUUAGAAGAUACUCUGAUCCUUGUAAAUCACUUCUUUUCUUCACCAUCUUCAUUCUUGUUUUGAGCUCUUUGCUUUUCUUUAUUGAACCUCCUCUCAACGCCCUUGAAUUUGUCAGUUUCGCAUAGAUUUGUGGAAAUACGACGCAACAUAUAUAUGUGUAUCAAUAGUAGUGUUUUAUAAUCUCUUGUAUCAUGUAAGAGGGCCAUUCUUGGUCGGAAAUAAAGACAAGUAUAUAUAUGUAAAUGAAGAAUAAAUGUCUUCUUCUUUUUUCCCUGUA
Messenger RNA from Corylus avellana, 1701 nucleotides. Its product is annotated as Rhomboid-related intramembrane serine protease family protein. Lineage: Eukaryota; Viridiplantae; Streptophyta; Magnoliopsida; Fagales; Betulaceae. Gene Ontology annotation, molecular function: serine-type endopeptidase activity. Gene Ontology annotation, cellular component: membrane. The record is from RefSeq and is a predicted model, not a curated record.